Molecule: messenger RNA, 1065 nt
Organism: Theileria parva strain Muguga
Lineage: Eukaryota; Apicomplexa; Aconoidasida; Piroplasmida; Theileriidae
Gene: TPI
Product: Triosephosphate isomerase family protein
Exons: 7
Coding region: 1-1065 (354 amino acids)
Biological process (GO): gluconeogenesis; glycolytic process; glycerol catabolic process
Cellular component (GO): cytosol
Molecular function (GO): triose-phosphate isomerase activity
Source: RefSeq, a predicted model, not a curated record
AUGAAUUUGGUACAUUUUAAUUUAUUUAAAAUAAUUUUUUUGUUUUAUAUAAUUUUUAAUUUUUUAUUUUGUUUUAACACUGUAGAAUCGUACAAAUUUCAUCAUGCUAAUCAUCACUAUUUGAAUAAUAAUUGUUUAAAUUUUAACACACUUUUAAAAGUAUCCGAUACUCGGAAGAAUCCUUUCAAUUAUCGCGACACAUUCUCUAAUGAUUUUAACUUGUACAAUAUAAAUUCCGAAAAUGAAAAUAUUUUAAAUAAACAAGACCAAAAUCCAGUCCAGAGGACUGAUUUAAAAGGGAAAAAGUUGACAAUAGUUUGUAACUGGAAGUGUUAUUUGAACACUAAAUUAUCGAACGAAAUGAUAAAUUUGUAUGGAAGUCUUAAAUUUCCAGAGAAUAUAGAGGUUAUCACUUCACCUUCCUCAAUCCAUUUGGCUUCAAUGGUCUCACAAUAUAAAGGAUUUGGAAGCAGGUGUAAACCCUGUAGUCAAAACGUUAGUCAUUACUCUAAAAGUUUUGGACCAUAUACCGGAGAGAUAACAGCAGGAAUGCUAAAGGAUUUGGGCGUAAACUGGACGAUUGUGGGUCACAGCGAGUGUGAAACACCCGGGAACCACAGCGAUAAAAACAAUGAAGCUAUAAAUAGGAAGGUUGUAAAUGCGUUGAAUUCAGGGCUCAAUGUAAUUUUAUGUAUUGGGGAACCUAAAGGAUUUAAUUCAGAUUUGUCAAGUUAUCUCUCCAAACAAUUGGAGGAAUUUUUGAAAGAUGUAAAUUUAACCGGGGAACAAAGACUAGUAGUGGCAUAUGAGCCAUACUACUCAAUAGGGACGGAUAAACCGGCAGACCCGGAAUUAGUGAAUAAAGUGAUAGAAGAUUUGAAAAAAUCACUGGGAGAUAAAGUCAAAGGAGUUAAAUUUAUCUACGGAGGCUCAGUUAAUGAAGAAAAUGCACAUCGGUAUAUCAAAAAGAGGAAUAUCGAUGGAAUCAUGGUUGGAAGGGUUGCACAUAAUGAAAAGUUCGUGGAAAUAAUUGAAAAUUUUGUAAAAUUGACUACUUUGGCAUAG